GGGGCGGCCUCGCCUUCCUGCUCGAGGAGGUUUGGGGUGAGAAAUUCGCUUUUGCCGCUGUUUUCUUCCACCCCCCCCCCCCCAAAAAAAAAAAAAAGCGGCGAGCCCCGGGUGGCAGCAGAGCAGCGGGGCAGGAGGGGCAGCUGAGCUGCAGCCGGGCCCAGCCCUCGCCCCACGGCUCCUGCCGGGGCUGCAGGACCCCAAAACGGGGUGAAAAGAGGCCGAUUCUGCCAACUUCACCCCAAAAACGAUGGCGGAGCCGCCCGUGGUGCCGGUGUUCUGCACCGGCGUCUCGGCGCAGGUGCGGCGGCAGCGGGCCAAGGAGCUGGGGCUGGGCCGGCACGACAACGCCGUGCGCUACCUGGGCCAGGAUUUCGGGCAGCUGGCCGAGGAGUGCCGGCGCUCCGGGACCCUGUUCCGGGACCCCGCUUUCCCCCCGGCCGCCACCUCCCUCGGCUUCCGCGAGCUGGGCCCCGGCUCCUCCAAAACCCGCGGCGUGCAGUGGAAGAGGCCCACGGAGCUGUGCCCGCGCCCGCAGUUCAUCGUGGACGGCGCCACGCGCACCGACAUCUGCCAGGGAGCGCUGGGUGACUGCUGGCUGCUGGCGGCCAUCGCCUCGCUGACGCUCAACGAGACCCUCCUGCACCGCGUGGUGCCGCACGGGCAGAGCUUCCAGCAGGGCUACGCCGGCAUCUUCCACUUCCAGAUCUGGCAGUUUGGCGAGUGGCUGGACGUGGUGGUGGACGAUUUCCUGCCCACCAAGGACGGGAAGCUGCUCUUCGUGCACUCGGCCGAGGGCUCCGAGUUCUGGAGCGCGCUGCUGGAAAAAGCCUACGCCAAGGUGAACGGCUGCUACGAGGCGCUGUCGGGCGGCAGCACCUCCGAGGGCUUCGAGGACUUCACGGGCGGCGUCACCGAGUGGUUCGACCUGCGCCGGCCCCCGGCCGACCUCUACCAGAUCAUCCUCAAGGCGCUGGAGCGCGGCUCCCUGCUCGGCUGCUCCAUCGACAUAACGAGCGCCUUCGACAUGGAGGCGGUGACCUUCAAGAAGCUGGUGAAGGGCCACGCCUACUCGGUGACUGGCGCCAAGCAGAUCCCGUACCGCGGGCAGGCCCUGGAGCUCAUCCGGAUGCGCAAUCCCUGGGGAGAGGUGGAGUGGACGGGCGCCUGGAGCGACGGCUCGGCCGAGUGGCACGCGGUGGAGCCGGCGCUGCGCCAGCAGCUCAUGGUCAAGAUGGAGGACGGGGAAUUCUGGAUGUCCUUCCGGGAUUUCCUGCGGGAAUUCACCCGCCUGGAGAUCUGCAACCUCACCCCGGACGCGCUGCAGUCCCGCAAGUUCCGCAAGUGGAACACGCGGCUCUACGACGGGACGUGGCGGCGCGGCAGCACCGCCGGCGGCUGCCGCAACUACCCCGCCACGUUCUGGAUCAACCCCCAGUUCAAGAUCCAGCUGGAGGAGGUGGACGAUGACAGGGACGAGGACGGCGGGCGCGAGCCGGGCUGCAGCUUCCUGCUGGCGCUGAUGCAGAAGCACCGGCGCCGCGAGCGCCGCUACGGCAAGGACAUGGAGACCAUCGGAUUCGCUGUCUAUGAGGUCCCUCCCGAGUACGUGGGGAGGUCGGCCGUGCACCUGAAGCGCGAGUUCUUCCUGGCCAACGCGUCACGCGCGCGCUCCGAGCAGUUCAUCAACCUGCGCGAGGUGAGCACGCGCUUCCGGCUGCCGCCCGGCGAGUACAUCGUGGUGCCCUCCACCUUCGAGCCCAACAAGGAGGGCGACUUCGUGCUCCGCGUCUUCUCCGAGAAGAAAGCUGGCACCGAGGAGAUGGACGACAAGAUCCAGGCCACGCUGCCGGACGAGAAAGUGCUGAGGGAGAGCGAAAUCGAUGAGAACUUCAAGCAGCUCUUCAAGCAGCUGGCGGGGCCGGACCUGGAGAUCAGCGUCACCGAGCUCCAGACCAUGGUGGUGGUGUCAUUGAGCAUCUUCCGCAAGUUCGACCUGGACAAGUCGGGCUCCAUCAGCGCCUACGAGCUGCGCCUGGCGCUGGAGGCCGCAGGGUACCGGCUGAACAAGAGGCUGCACGAGCUGCUCAUCACCCGCUACGCCGAGCCCGACCUGGCCCUGGACUUCGACAGCUUCGUCUGCUGCCUCGUGCGCCUGGAGACCAUGUUCCGGUUUUUCCAAGCCAUGGACGUGGACCAGGAUGGCGUCGUCACCUUCGACCUGCUGCAGUGGCUCCAGCUCACCAUGUUCGCCUGACCGGACUCUCCAAGUGCCUUCCAGGACCCCGCGCCGGUUUUUCCCUUUUUUUAGCUUUUUUCAGCAGAAAAGGCUGGAUGGGGGGGUGGGGUGGGGGUCACACGGGACCCCCCCCGAGCUUUGCCAAAGCCCCCUGUCCCUCCCUCACCUCACGCUCGGCCCUUUUGGGACAAAUCCUCUGGAUUUUGGUGCCUCUUGUGCUGACGGAGCCCCGGCCGUCGUCCUUUGCUUCAGGGAUCUGCUGCCCCCGGGUGCCAUAAAGUGGUUUUUUAUUGUAUAAAUU
Messenger RNA from Pyrgilauda ruficollis (rufous-necked snowfinch), 2540 nucleotides. RefSeq names its product calpain 1 (gene CAPN1). Gene Ontology annotation, biological process: proteolysis. The transcript has 21 exons. The record is from RefSeq and is a predicted model, not a curated record. Gene Ontology annotation, molecular function: calcium-dependent cysteine-type endopeptidase activity; calcium ion binding. Lineage: Eukaryota; Metazoa; Chordata; Aves; Passeriformes; Passeridae. Gene Ontology annotation, cellular component: cytoplasm. Bases 251 to 2257 code for a protein of 668 amino acids.